Molecule: messenger RNA, 1239 nt
Organism: Eucalyptus grandis
Lineage: Eukaryota; Viridiplantae; Streptophyta; Magnoliopsida; Myrtales; Myrtaceae
Product: ankyrin repeat-containing protein At5g02620-like
Exons: 2
Coding region: 1-1239 (412 amino acids)
Molecular function (GO): protein binding
Source: RefSeq, a predicted model, not a curated record
AUGAGGCCUGCAAUUCGAGAAAAAGAACAAGAGAUGAAGAUGAAGGAGGACGGUAAACCCCCAACGAAGUACAUGGACCCAAGUAUGUACAAAGCCGCCAAAGAAGGCAACUUCACUGCCCUCGAAAACUCGAUCCGGAAAUAUGGAGAAGACGAACCCUGGCUAGACCUCCUCAAACUAGAGACCCGCAAGGGCAACAAUCUCGUCCACCUCGCGGUGGAGUCGGGCCACGAGGACUUCAUCAAGCAGGUCCUCCGCGAGUGCCCCCAGCUCGUGGCCAAGCCCAACAACUCUUGCCACGGAGCGGACCCGCCACUUCACGUCGCAGCGCGGACACACCACUUCAAAGUCGUGGAGACCAUCCUCUACGAGGCCAAGCUACGGGAGGGGAAGGCCACCACCGAGACGCCAUGCACACAGAAGAUGAAAGAGAUGGAGAAUGGGGGCACAGCCAGGAUCAAUACCAGCUUGCUGAGGAAGACGAACGGGGCCGGGAACACAGCGCUGCACGAGGCGCUGAGGAACGGGGAUGAGAAGAUGGGGAUGUUACUGUGGAAAGAAGAUGAAGAGAUGGUGGGGAGCGUCAACAAGGCCGGCGAGAGCGCAUUGUAUGUGGCGGCUGAGUUAGGGAUUGAGAAAGUGGUAAAGGAGAUGGUGAAGUUCUUGGAGAGCGGCAGGCAACGUGAAGCAGAUUGCGUGGAAGCUCUCAUAAAUCUCAAAGGAUCGGAUAUGAUCAACAAGGCCGACGACAACGGAAGAACUGCCCUGCACUUCGCAGCGAAAGGCGGAGAGAAAGACAUCGCCACCCGCCUCCUCCUAGCCGACCCUUCCUCGGCCUACACCAAGGAACGCAUCCAUGCCCCACUGCUCGAAGCCGCCUCGCUGGGCCACCUCCACGUCCUGAGAGAGAUCCUCGAGCACUGCCCCGACAAGGUCGAGGUCGCCGACGACGAGGGCCGGAACGUGGUUCACCUCGCGCUGAAGUGCGGGCCGAAACACUCCAAGGCGGUGUUGAGAUUGCCCGAGCUGGUGAGGCUGGUGAACGAGGCCGACCGCUUUGGGAACACGCCGCUGCACGUGGCGGCUGGGGACCUAAACUACAGAAUGGUGAAGAGGUUGCUGAAGAUUCCUGGGGUGGAUCUGAGGGCCAAGAACGACGAGGGCUGCACGUUUCUGGAUAUUUGUGAGUCUGAGUGGCAAUACACCAAGAGGAAGGUAAUUAUUAGCUCAUCUGACUAA